AAAUGAAGGACGGCACGGUCCAGAAGGCAGGAGAAUAUAAAGAUUACGCGGCGGAUAAGGCGAAACAAACGGCCGAUGCCACGGCUGAGAAAGUAAGAGAAGCUAAAGAUUACACAGCUGAGAAAGCGAAAGAAAUGAAGGACGGCACGGUCCAAAAAGCGGGAGAAUACAAAGAUUACGCAGCCGAUAAGACGAAACAAACAACCGAUGCCACCGCUGAGAAAGCAAGAGAAGCUAAAGACAAGACGGUGGAGUACAGAGAUUACACGGCUGAGAAAGCGGGAGAGGCUAAAGACAAGACGGCGGAGAAGGCGGGGGAGUAUAAGGAUUACACGGCCGAGAAAGCGAGAGAAGGGAAGGACACGACGGUUGGCAAGCUGGGUGAGCUGAAGGACUCGGCCGCUGACGCGGCUAAGAGGGCUAUGGGUUUCUUAACGGGAAAGAAAGAUGAGGCUGUGCAGAAGGCGGAGGAGACUGGGCAGGCUGCCAGGCAGAAAGCAGAGGAGACUGGGCAGGCGGUCCGGGAGAAGGCUGAAGAGACUGGCCAUGCCACCAGGCAGAAAGCGGUGGAGACCGGGCAAGCCACCAAGGAAAAGAUGUAUGACAGCAAGGAAGAUGUAAGGAGGAGAAUGGAAGACAUGAAUCUCAAAGACGAGUAUAACCUUCAGGAUGAAGGUCGAUGGAAGGAUAAGACUGGGAGGGAAAGUGGGGGAAAGAGUGGGGAAGGAGUAGGGCUGUUUGCUGGAAUGAAGGACAAACUUCUGGGUACGACCGGGCCGAGGCACGACGACGAGAAACCAGCAGCGGGGGAACCGAGAAUCACUCGGGUGGUGGUGGACGUGGAUGAGACGCCGGUGGGGAAAACGUCAGCGACUUUGAAGGCGAGUGAUCAGAUGACGGGGCAGACGUUUAACGACGUUGGCCGUCUCGAUGACGAAGAGAUAGCAAAAUGGAGCCCUUGAUUAAGCUAUACAUAUAUAUGAUGCAUGAUAUGCUAGCUAUACUAGUACGUUUGGUUGGUUGUUAUGUACACCGAUUUCCUAUCGGCUAGCUGCUCUGUUUCUGUUCAAAUUAAACUUGUGAUCUUUUCUUUCUUCAUAAUUCAACAAUAAUGCGAUGUAUGUAGUAUGUACCUCCGCUUAUAUUUACUCCGUAUAUGUAUAUCGAUCCCAGAUGUUUUCGUUAUUUAGUUGAGUGAUGAAACGACUGAAUACGUGAUGGUUCAAUUUCACUUUCAAUCCAAAGCAUAAG
Cuscuta epithymum is the source of this 1251-nucleotide messenger RNA. NCBI's taxonomy places the organism in Eukaryota, Viridiplantae, Streptophyta, Magnoliopsida, Solanales, Convolvulaceae. The record is from the annotation of a GenBank genome assembly.